Monoraphidium neglectum is the source of this 633-nucleotide messenger RNA. Its product is annotated as G2/mitotic-specific cyclin-A. The transcript has 5 exons. Bases 1 to 633 code for a protein of 210 amino acids. Gene Ontology annotation, molecular function: cyclin-dependent protein serine/threonine kinase regulator activity. Gene Ontology annotation, cellular component: nucleus; cytoplasm; cyclin-dependent protein kinase holoenzyme complex. The record is from RefSeq and is a predicted model, not a curated record. Lineage: Eukaryota; Viridiplantae; Chlorophyta; Chlorophyceae; Sphaeropleales; Selenastraceae. Gene Ontology annotation, biological process: regulation of cyclin-dependent protein serine/threonine kinase activity; mitotic cell cycle phase transition.
AUGCGCAUGAUCGUCGUAAGCUGGAUGGCCGAGGUUUCGGACGAGUUCGGGCUGCAGCCGGAGACGCUGCACCUCGGGGUGGCGCUGCUGGACCGCUUCCUGUCGGCGGCCGCGCCGCACGGCGUGCCGCGCGGCGUGCUGCAGAUGGUGGCUGUGGCGUGCAUCAUGGUGGCCGGCAAGGACUUGGAGGUGUCACACCCCACGGUGGAGCAGCUCACGGCUAUCGCGGCCAACUGCUUCACGCCCCAGGACCUGCUGCGCAUGGAGCGCGUGCUGCUGGACGCCCUGGACUUUACGGUCUGCACGCAGACCGCGUUCACCUUCCUACACCUCUUCGCCCAGGGCUUGGACUGCCUGCCAGCCCACGUCGCGGCGCUGGCCGUCUACCUGCUGGACCUCACCCUCCUCGAUUACGGCCUGCUCAGCUUCCCGCCCUCCCAGCUCGCCGCCGGCGCCCUCACCCUGGCGAUGCACACCUACGGCCUCGGCCCCGCGCCAGUGGCGGACACGCUGCGCCUCGCAGGCUACGCGCCAGCCGACAUGGCUGCGGUGUCGGGCUGCCUGCUGCACCUGCACCAGAACGCGGCCUGGUGCGGCGCGCCGUCGGCGCUGCGGCCCGAGUGGUUUGUGUGA